Messenger RNA from Momordica charantia (bitter melon), 4241 nucleotides. Its product is annotated as protein CROWDED NUCLEI 1. NCBI's taxonomy places the organism in Eukaryota, Viridiplantae, Streptophyta, Magnoliopsida, Cucurbitales, Cucurbitaceae. Gene Ontology annotation, cellular component: nucleus. Gene Ontology annotation, biological process: nucleus organization. The record is from RefSeq and is a predicted model, not a curated record.
UAUCUCAUCUCUUUCAAUCUGACAUGCAAAAAUUUUUCCAGUAAGAAAGAAGUUUUUAAAUUUUGGGUCAAUUACCUAUUUGGUCAAUUUCUGUGUAUUCUUUUCGGAUUUGCAGCACYGCUGAAAGCCGCUAAUGGGUAUUACAGUUCUCAUCCUCUUGCAUUGAGCGGAACGGUGGAAGUAGGGUUUCUGCGGAAAUUGUCGGAGCAUCUCAAUUUUCUUCUUUUCAGAUUGGCUUGUUUACGAUUUCAUUUCUUAGAAUUUGGGACUCAAUUUCUGUACAUUGCAUAGAACCCCAUCAUGUUCACGCCUCAGAGGAAGGGGUGGCCUGCCGUAUCCCUCACGCCUCGAAGCGAAGCAAAGUUUGCGGUUUCUAACUCCAUACUCGUGGGGAAGGGGAAGGGGAAGGGGUAUAAGGAUGUGGCUUUAACAGACGCCCCACCACCGUCGUUGGGGUCUCUGACCGACGGAUUGCAUACAACCGCGGCGGCUGUGGAUACUGAGGACAUGGAUGAUUGGAGGAAGUUUAAGAAGGCGGGGUUGUUGGACGCGGCCGCAAUGGAGCGCAAGGAUCGGGAGGCUCUUCUUGAGAAGGCCUCAAGGCUUCAAACCGAGCUUUUUGAUUACCAGCACAAUUUGGGACUUCUUUUGAUGGAGAAGAAAGAGUGGGCUUCAAAGUAUGAUGAACUAGGGCAAGAGCUAGCUGAAACUGAGGAGAUCCUCAAACGUGAACAAUCAGCACAUGUAAUUGCAUUAUCUGAAGUGGAAACGAGGAGUGAUAAUUUGAAAAAAGCUCUAGCUGCUGAGAAGCAAUAUGUGUCUAGUCUUAAAAAGGCUUUCUAUGAAGUAAAUGAGGAACGUGCAGAAAUCAAACUUACAUCUGAGAAGAAGUUGGCCGAUGCAAAUGCUUUGAUGCAUGGAAUUGAGGAGAAAUCUUUGGAGUUGCAGAAAAAGUUGAAUGCUGCUGAAGCCAAGCUUGCUGAGGUAAAUAGGAAGAGUUCAGAGUUGGAUAUGAGGAUGCAUGAAGUUGAAGCUCGUGAAACUGUGCUUCAGACUGAGCAAAUAUCCUUAGUCACAGGGAAAGAAGCACAUCAGGCUACUUCCCAUAAAGAAAGAGAAAGCUUACGUAAGUGGCAACAGAAGUUGCAGGAAUGGGAAGAAAGAUUGAGAAAGAGUCGUGAGUUUCUUAAUGAUAAAGAGCAGAAGGUAAGUGAAAAUGGCACAAUUAUGAAGCAGAAAGAGAAGGAUCUUGAAGAGAUGAAGAAGAAGAUUGAUCUGUCAAGUUCUGUUUUGAAAGCGAGGGAAGAUGGUGUAAAUAGACAAUUGGCAGAUGUAGAAUCAAAAGAGAAGGAAGCUGGUUUUACGAGAAGUCUCUUAGAGAAAAAGCAAGAAGAAUUACAUCAGAUGGAAGAAAACCUUCGUGGGAGAGAAAUGAUGGAGAUUCAGCAGCUGCUUGACGAGCAAAGAGUUAUCCUACAGAAGAAGAGAGAAGAGUUUGAGUUAGAUUUGGAAGAAAAAAUGCAGUCUGUGGAUACUGAAGCCAGUACAAAGGUAGACACAAUCAAACGGAAGGAUAUUGAAAUUAAUCAUGAGAAAGAAAAGUUGGUGAAGCAAGAACAAGCGUUGGAUAAAAAGAUGCUUAGAGCAAAGGAGAAAGAGGGUGAUCUUGAACAAAAGUUAAAGACACUGAAGGCAAAAGAUAAGAUUUUGAAAGCUGAUGAGAAAAAGGUGGAGGUGGAAAGGUUGAAAACGCUAGCUGGUAGAGAGACCUUACAGUCUCUAAUUAAUGAUAUUGAGGAAAUAAGGACUGAAAAUACUCGGAAGCAGCCGCAAAUUCACGAGGAGAGGGAGAAAUUGCAGGUGCUGAAAGAAGAUAGAUCAGAGCACAUUCGUUUACAGUGUCAAUUGAUGCAGGAAAUUGAGAGUUACAGACUGCAGAACAAAAUAGUUAUGAAAGAACAUGAUGAUCUAAAGCAGGAAAGGGUAAAAUUUGAGAGAGAUCGGGAAGUCUUAGAUGAGAAAAGAGCAGAAACACAUAAUGAACUAAGAAAUCUUGUGGAGGAGAGGAAGAAAUUUGAGAUCUUGCAACGGACAGAGGAGGAAAGGCUGAGGAAAGAGAAAACUGAGAUGCUAAUUUAUAUGCAGAGAGAGUUGGAGAAUGUCAAUCAAGAAAAAGAAUUUUUUGCCUCAACUACGAGUCAUGAGCAACGGGCCUUAUCUGAGCAUGCCCAAAAUAAGCAUAACCAACUACUUCAAGAUAUAGAAUUGCAGAGAAAGGAUCUUGAGAAUCACCUGCAGAAGAUCCAGGAGGAACUAGAAAUAAAACGGCAGGAAAGGGAGCUGGCAUUUGAAGAAGAGAGAGAGAGAGAGCGCAACAAAAUUUUUUGCUUGAGAGACAUUGCUCAGAAGGAAACGGAAGAGUUAUCAUCUGAGAGGCAUCAAUUGGAAAAGGAAAAGGAAGUUGUUUCCUUGAAUAGGAAGCAAUUGGUAGCGGACCAUCUUGAAAUUCAUCAAGACAUUGAUAAGCUCAACAUGCUAAGUAAGGAGCUUAAAAUUCACAGAGAAAAGCUUAUUCUGGAUAGGGUUUCCUUUUUGGCUGUUGUUGAUAAGCAUAAGAAUUGCGGGAAAUGUGGUGUUUCCAUUGAGGAAAUUAUAGUUCCUGACCUCCAAAUACCUGAAGAAUUCAGAGACUCUGACGCUAUAGCAAAGCUAGAUGUCGAAUCUCUAAAAACUUUACAAACAGAAUUAGUUGCUACCGAGUUUGGUUCUUUAGACUCUGGAGGUUGCAUGUCUUGGCUUAGUAGGUGCAGCCGAAAGAUUUUAGACCUAUCUCCUAUUAAGAAAAUUGGACAUGUUGUUCCUCCUGUUUCCAUGAAGUUGGCUGCACAUGUCAAUACUGAUUUACAAGACGAGAAGCCUAGUGGUUAUGUUGGCGAUCUGAAAAGGUCUGACAUUGCUAGUGAACCACAACAAUCUCUCUGUAAUGAGAAUGAACCAUCUGAUGCUCAAAUAUUUUCAUUCAGUGAUAACAUCAGAGUGGCAGAGGAURGACAUGCACGCAUAUUUGAUGAUUUUAGCAACUUGGACAGCAAGCUUGAAGGAUUUUCAGAAGGUUCCAAACAAACUGACCCAAAGAGAGAUAGGCAGAAACGUGAGAGAAAACAGAAAUCCGGAUUGCCUAGAACAUGCUCUGUGAAGGCGACGGUUCAAGAUGCAAAAUUAUUUCUUGGGGAAACAGCGGGACAAUCAGAUCUUGAUGUGCUUGUACAGAAAAGUGAUUCAAAUUCUUUAAAUAAAGGAGCUGGCAAUGUUAGGAAGCGACAAUUGGCAGAAUCUUCCAGAGUGGAUUCUAGAAGUGAGCAGGAUGGAGAUGAUAGCGAAGGAUGUGCUGAUAGUAUCACAACAGGCCGGCAGCGUAAAAGGCGGCAAAAGAUUGCCCCUGUGCAGGUACAAGGAGAUAAGCGAUAUAAUCUGAGGCGACACAAGAUUGCAGGUGAAGCUAGUGCAACUCCUGUUUCAGCAAACCUGACGACAGUGGUGGAGAAAGAAAACGAGGGAACCUCUAACGAUAAAGUGGAACCAAGUGGGGAGGUUUUGAUGAGAAGUGUUGAUGGUGGGAAUGGAAAAAAAACUGACUCGGUGCAGCUUACAACAGUCAGAACUAUGGAUAGUUCCAAGGAUAGAGUAGUUCAGGUUGAAUCGCUGAGAACUGCUGUAGAUAAUGAUUCUGCGGAGAAAUCGGUUACAGUCGAUGAAGUGAAUGGUUUAUCGGAAUAUGAAAAUGAAGAUGGAAGCAAAAUUGAUGAUGAAGAAGAUGAGUACGACGAAGUGCAACCUGAUGAAGUAUCGAUCAGAAAGAAAAUCUGGACCUUUUUGACAACUUAGUGAAACCAAUUUUUUUCAUUUCACUCCAUUGUGAAUUACCACUGACAAAAGGAUUUGGAGAAGAUGAUGCUUUAGCCCCUUAGACUUGUUAAUAUUAUCAUUGGCAGAACUCUUUUUAGCAUUCAACUUAGACAUUCAUUAGAGUUUCUUCAACAAUGUGAUAUCUUACCCAGAUAAAUCUUACAAAUUAGAUGAUUUUCCGGAUCCAAGGAUCAAGAUAAUGGGUUAAUAUUUUUUUUCAUUUAAUAGGAUGAAUGAUUAUGUAUAGUUGAUUUAUCUCUAUUGGCAUCUUGUAUACAGUCUCUAUGCUGACUCAGAUUGUGAAACAAAGGGUUAUUUUGGACCUACAUGGAGGU